AGAGGCGGAGGAGGAAGGCGGGCCUAGGCCAGGGCCAGGGCCAGGCCAAGCAGAAGCAGAAGGGAAACAAAAUGGCGGGAGCCGGAGGGCGAUUAGGGAGGCUCCUCUCGCACCUCUCCCGCUCCUCCUCACUGAGGGCUGAAGCACUGCGGACCCCAGGGGCCUACUACAGCACAGCAGUAGCCGCAGCAAAAGUUGAAGUGAAUGGCAAUCAUUUGCACUAUCAGCAGACAGGAGAUGGAAACCAUGUUGUCCUGCUACUCCCUGGCAUGUUAGGAAGUGGCCAGACUGAUUUUGGACCACAGCUGAAGACUAUGAACAAACAGCUCUUCACACUAGUAGCUUGGGAUCCAAGGGGAUAUGGAAAGUCUAUCCCCCCAGUUCGAGACUUUCCUCUAGAUUUUUUUGAAAGAGAUGCCAAAGAUGCUGUUGACCUGAUGCAGGCACUGAAGUUCAAGAAGUUCUCUUUGCUGGGGUGGAGUGAUGGUGGGAUAACUGCACUCAUUGCUGCUGCAAAAUAUCCAGAUCUUAUCCACAAAAUGGUGGUUUGGGGAGCCAAUUCCAGUGUUACAGAGGAGGAUGUGAAACUUUACAAUGGUAUCCGAGAUAUUUCAAAAUGGAGUGAAAGAGUUAGAAAGCCAAUGGAAGAAAUGUAUGGACAUGAAUACCUGAGCAAAACCUGUGCAGCCUGGGUGGAUGGGAUUUCCCAGUUCAUACACCAGCCAAAUGGUAGCAUCUGUCAGUCUUUACUGCCUCAUAUUAAGUGCCCAACCUUAAUAAUACAUGGUGAGAAAGAUCCGUUGGUACCACGUGCUCACCCAGAGUAUCUUCACAAGCAUAUCACAGAUUCACAGUUAUAUUUUGUGCCUGAAGGAAAACAUAAUUUGCAUCUACGCUUUGCAGAAGAAUUUAACAGAGUGGUGGAAAAGUUUCUUCUAUAAAAUUGCCAAGUUGGCCUGGGGUUAAGAGGCUAGAUCUCAUGACAACACUGCCUGGCCGGGAGUGCAACCUACACCCCAAGUUUUCUUUCUACAAGUGUUGCUACUUAAUACAUACCAGACAAGCAUUUGUUUCUUCACUGUUAAUCACUGGACUGAUAUCACUUAACUAGUAGCAAUGAGUGGGAGAAAAAGGGAAUGAAAUUUCUUUUUGUUCUUUACUUAUUGUCCCCAAAUUAUAAUAUAACCAUAUUCCAAUAGUUUUUCUAUGUGAAGAAA
Molecule: messenger RNA, 1217 nt
Organism: Sceloporus undulatus (fence lizard)
Lineage: Eukaryota; Metazoa; Chordata; Lepidosauria; Squamata; Phrynosomatidae
Gene: BPHL
Product: biphenyl hydrolase like
Exons: 7
Coding region: 72-941 (289 amino acids)
Source: RefSeq, a predicted model, not a curated record